AGUGGUUUCACACGUUCAUCCAAACCGUCGUAUGAGAUCAAGAUCGACGGCCUAUAUUUUUAGUCAAACCAACUCUCACAUCGGUCACAGCCACCACACCUUCCUAAUUCCUACCACAAGUCGCAAGUCCACCACCAUACAAAAAAGUUACGUCGUUUUCCAUUUUCCAGAAUUGUUAAUUGCUAUAUUCAGAUUUCAGAACCGAUCUUCUUGUAAUGAUUAAUACUAUGUGCCUCGAGAGUUGUACUUGGGUCAAUUAAUCUAAGUAUUUCCAUUUUGUUCGAGGUAAUGGAACAUGCAAAUGCCUUACCUACCAAAAAUACACAGCAAAUAUAAUUAAAAAACGAAAACAUUGACCUCCCUAAAUCUACUCUAUUUAAGCGACAUACCCCCACCCUCAUAAUCCAUCCCUCCGAUCCCAUCUCCAUCUACAAAAGACAAAGCUUUUUGUGAGAAAAUUUUGGGAUUUGUCGGAUUCUUGAAAAUGGGGAGUUUAACCCUCGAGAAUGGACAAGGAAACGGUGCGGCUUCCGGGUUAUGUACUGUGAAUGGUGGUGAUCCGUUGAAUUGGGGGGUGGCGGCGGAGGCGAUGAAGGGGAGCCACCUUGAUGAAGUGAAACGGAUGGUGGCGGAGUUUAGGAAUCCGGUGGUGAGACUGGGUGGGGAGACGCUGACGGUGUCGCAGGUUGCGGGGAUCGCCGCCAGUGAUAACGCGGCGGUGAAGGUGGAGCUGUCGGAGGCGGCGAGGGCUGGGGUGAAGGCGAGUAGUGAUUGGGUUAUGGAGAGUAUGAAUAAAGGUACCGAUAGCUACGGUGUCACCACCGGUUUUGGAGCCACGUCUCACCGGAGAACGAAGGAAGGUGGUGCUCUUCAAAAGGAGCUCAUCAGAUUCUUGAACGCCGGAAUCUUUGGAAACGCCACGGAAUCAUGCCACACACUUCCACAUUCGGCAACAAGAGCCGCCAUGCUCGUAAGAAUCAACACCCUCCUCCAGGGUUACUCCGGCAUCCGUUUCGAGAUCCUGGAAGCCAUAACCAAAUUCCUCAACACCAACGUCACCCCAUGCUUACCCCUCCGAGGCACCAUCACCGCCUCCGGCGAUCUUGUCCCCUUGUCUUACAUCGCCGGACUUCUCACCGGCCGCCCCAACUCCAAGGCUGUUGGCCCCAACGGAGAAAUCUUAAACGCCGAAAAGGCCUUCAGUCUAGCUGGUGUGGAUGGUGGGUUCUUUUGA
Molecule: messenger RNA, 1234 nt
Organism: Lactuca virosa
Lineage: Eukaryota; Viridiplantae; Streptophyta; Magnoliopsida; Asterales; Asteraceae
Source: the annotation of a GenBank genome assembly